UAUCUUGUAUUCUCGCAUCGCAUGGAGGGCACUCAUCCUGUGCUUAAUGAAAUCGAUAAGGGAUAUUUUGAAUCAUCUACUGAACAGCUCAACAUAUGACGCUGGAAUUGCACCUGACUACGAAAGAGAUGUGGCAACGGAGGUUGAUGUUCAGCUUGAAAUAACAAGUAUCGACUCCAUUAGUGCCAUAUCCAUGGAUUACUCAAUGAACGUGUUUUUGCGACAGACAUGGAGAGACUCUCGCCUCAACUUCUCUCAUAUCAGCAACAUCAGUGUCCUAGAACUAGACCAGAGGCGUAUUGGUGACGUGUGGAUCCCUGACCUCUUCUUCAAGAAUGAGAAAAGCGCCAGCUUCCACACCAUCACGGUCCCAAACAAACUUCUCCACAUCUACAACAACGGUUCCGUCAUCUACAGCAUCAGAUUAUCAUUAACUCUGUCUUGUAUGAUGGAUCUUCGAUAUUUUCCAAUGGACGACCAGACCUGUUAUAUUUUCAUGGAAAGUUAUGCUUACUCUAAAGAGAACGUUGCCUUGAGGUGGAAUCCCAAAGAACCGGUUAUCUUUAAACUUGACGAUAACGACGAACAGAGGCUACCUCAGUUCUAUUUCUACAAACCACUGGAGACCAAGGGCGGUUCUAACGUCAACUCGUUUAAUAUAGAGUUUUCCUGUCUCGAAGCCAAACUGUUCAUUCAAAGAAAUUUGGGAUUCUACAUGUCACACGUGUUUAUUCCAAGCAUGCUGAUUGUCAUCCUUUCCUGGCUCUCGUUUUGGAUUCACUUGGAUCAUGUUCCCGCGAGGGUUUCGCUAGGAGUCAUCUGUGUGCUCACCAUGACAACGCAGAGUUCCGGUAUACGGUCCUCUCUUCCGGUUUUGUCUUACAUAAAGGCCAUUGAUAUCUGGUUGGCUGUUGGACUUUUGUUUGUAUUUGCCGCUUUAUUGGAAUACGCUUAUAUAAACGUUCACACAAGAAAACAUCGCAAACAAGCUAAGGACAAUAAGAAAGAUGGAAAAAGCAUGCAGAUUGCGGAACCACAACCGAAGAAAGAUUUCAUGGACCGAGCUCGACGAGUUGAUAGAGUGUCAAGAAUUGUAUUUCCUCUCUGCUAUGUUGUAUUCAAUAUUGUUUUUUGGGUUGUCUACCUUGCAAAAUAAUUGAUUUUAGUUUUCGCAGUGAUACUCUAUCAAGACAUUUGUUUUAUUGCUCAAUAUUCCCGACUGCAUUACAUAUACAUAUUUGUGGACUGUCAUCGUCAUUAUUGUCAUUAUUACACUGAACGAUAUCAGUUGCAUCACUUCUUACCAUGUAAAUUUCAAGUUUUCGCACGUGAUUCUUAAAUUCAGUUUCUAAACAAGGUUGGCUCUUGUGUCUCUCUGUGGAGAUGAAAUGUAUCUCUUAUUUAUUUAUAAAUCCAAUUUAAUAUCAUGCACUUUCUAAUAUGUUUCACAUCAAAUCAACUGUGUUUGUGUUAUAUAUUUGUUUUCAAGUGUUUAUGUGAUUUUUGAAAAGUAAUAAAGAAUAAUGUG
Molecule: messenger RNA, 1528 nt
Organism: Magallana angulata
Lineage: Eukaryota; Metazoa; Mollusca; Bivalvia; Ostreida; Ostreidae
Product: glycine receptor subunit alpha-2-like
Exons: 8
Coding region: 47-1156 (369 amino acids)
Biological process (GO): chemical synaptic transmission; signal transduction; chloride transmembrane transport
Cellular component (GO): membrane; synapse; neuron projection
Molecular function (GO): chloride channel activity; transmembrane signaling receptor activity; extracellular ligand-gated monoatomic ion channel activity
Source: RefSeq, a predicted model, not a curated record